Trichoplax adhaerens is the source of this 2178-nucleotide messenger RNA. RefSeq lists its product as uncharacterized. Lineage: Eukaryota; Metazoa; Placozoa; Uniplacotomia; Trichoplacea; Trichoplacidae. Bases 1 to 2178 code for a protein of 725 amino acids. Gene Ontology annotation, biological process: endosome organization; retrograde transport, endosome to Golgi; receptor recycling. The transcript is spliced from 12 exons. The record is from RefSeq and is a predicted model, not a curated record. Gene Ontology annotation, cellular component: trans-Golgi network; recycling endosome; early endosome.
AUGAGCUUAACCAAGUUGAAAGAUAAGAUCAGCAACUCCGGAAAAAAUUCUGAUAAAUACAAGAUUAUCUUCCAAUUUGAUUUUUUGAACUUUAUCACUUUUGGCCAAUGGGAACCUGAUCAGCUCAUUUUACGCUUUAAACGAGGCAACAUUCAAAAGACAGAGUUAACACCUAAUUGGUUGACAACUGCUAAAACUAAAUAUGGCACCAUGGGGAAAGUAUUAUGGCAGAAGCCAACAUCAGUGGAUUUUAUUCUUGGUUUAUAUCCUAUCAGUCCUAGCAAUAAAAGCACCAAACUAGCCGAGUACACUUUCAAUCUAGCCGAAUUUGUCGGUAAAACAAAGGAGAGUCAAUUAUUAGAAAUCGAUUGUCCAACAGUAUCAUGGAAAAUUGCCUUAGCAAGAUUAGGAAUUACUAUGAAAACAAGUUUAAUCAAAAAAAGUAAAUCAAGUAACGAUCUUCAAGAAGAUUAUUUGAUAGAAAAAGGACACGGUUACGAAAACAAUAAAGAAAAUGAAGACCCCGUUAAACCAUCAAAAUAUUUCAGUAGUAAUGAACUCGACAUUAAUAAAAUCCUCCAUGUUCACGAUGAACCUAGCUCAAGCAGCCGCAAUAAUUCCAUGACUGAUAGAAAUGGCCGGCAAUUACAUUACUUCAAAACAGCCAGUAUAUUAAUGGAAAAAAAAUCAUUUAAACAAGUAAAAGCUUUGUAUAUUCGACGAUCAAAAACAACAGAUAUUGAUCAUUGUAAUGGAAUUCGAAAUUAUGCGACUAAAGCUUAUAAUGAUGCUUAUCUAACUUGUAUUAAUGUUGAUAAGAUAAAAAUUAAUCCAGAUUUUACUCCUAAAUAUCGGGAUGCCCCUCUUUCGAUUAGCGAAAAUCAUAUAUCUAUGCAAGCCAGCAAGAUCUUUCGUGGCUAUUUUGAUCAUGCUUACCAUAGUCUUUGUAUUGAUUCUUUACCUGUUGGCAGAUUUAUAACUGCCAGUUUCUCAUCGCAAUAUUCUAAAAUUCACAAAGACAGUUACAAUCAGAUUGUUGCCAAAAAUCGAUGGAAAGAGUGCAGUAUGAGGCAGUCUACUUUAUCGCACCCGCAUGAAUUUGAUGUGUUAGGAUUUACGAUUGCCAUGGAUGACCAAGAUCAAAGUGCUACAUCAAGUUUUGGAUCCUCAUCACAGAUCUACUCAAAUGGGACUGAUGGUCAACAGGGCGAUGAUGAAGGUGAACCUUGGUGGCCAUCAGUCAAAAAUUCAUCCAAGUUGAAUCAAUCUGCAGUAGACGAGGAUCCGAGAUAUUUCGUUUGCGAUAGUUCUAACUUACCUAUGACCCCUGAUCUAGAAAUUCAACGACAAUCAGUAAGCACAUCUUCAAUAAAUCAACAGCAGCAAAAGGAAGAAAAUGAGAUUUCUCCUUUGUCAAAUGAAGCUGUUAGCGUGACGGAAGAAAUUUCAACUGAUCAAGCUUGUAACAUCAUUUCAUCGAAUGCAAAGGAAAAACAUGAAUUGAUUGCGUUGGAAAAAAGUAAAGCAAGUGAUGAGUUGAAGAUGGAGAUCUCAACAUUGGGAGAAGUAAUUAGCGGCUUAAAAUAUGCAUUAGGUGAUAAAGAUUCUCAUAUUAGACAAUUACACGAUCUAGUCAGUAGAUUAGAAUCCUAUAAUGACAAGUUGAACCAGGAGAUGAAGCAAACAACGGAUGAGAUUGAUAACUUCCGAUUUCAAAUAAAAUCACUUCAGUCCACUGUUACGCAACUACAGGAGAAGUUAAGUCUGCUAAGGGAAGAAGAAGAGGAGAGAAAAAGUAAAAUAGCUAAAAAUGCAUUCCCAAGAAAAGUAAAUUUAUGCGGAUGGCUUCACAAGAAAGGGGCACUAGGUCCUACCAAAAAUAAAUGGAGGAAAAGAUGGUUUGUUGCUGAUCAGUGGGGAUUUUUAUAUUACUACAAAUAUAGCAAUAGUUCUACUCCACUAGGAUUUAUUGACACUGUUGAAAUUAGCUACGUAGAAGCUAAACCUGAUCAUGAACAAAACAAAAACUGUUGUCUAUUCGAUGUGGUUACUAAUGAAAGGAUGUAUCAGUUAAUGGCAGAAAAUGAAGAGGAUAUGGAUAGAUGGGUCGCUGCCCUGGACUACCUACGAACCUGGAGCUAUUGUAAACGAUUCGUUAAUUAUAAUCGCUCCCUGUAA